Molecule: messenger RNA, 1749 nt
Organism: Desarmillaria tabescens
Lineage: Eukaryota; Fungi; Basidiomycota; Agaricomycetes; Agaricales; Physalacriaceae
Product: glycoside hydrolase family 17 protein
Exons: 15
Coding region: 81-1445 (454 amino acids)
Biological process (GO): carbohydrate metabolic process
Molecular function (GO): hydrolase activity, hydrolyzing O-glycosyl compounds
Source: RefSeq, a predicted model, not a curated record
CCACCGUACCCCCAUCACUCCCUUGCCUACCUUAGCUUCAACCUUUGAGCACUGUCUGCUGCUGAACUUUUUCUUCCAUAAUGGCGAUGCCUUACACUGACAGUCCACGGCAUUCCCACGCUGACCUACAGGAUUAUUACGAUAGCGUACCACCACCGCACCGCCUCUCUGGCAUGAACACUCCUUCAUCUUUUUCUACACAAGAUAUACCACUCGUUCCUCAAAGUCCCAGUGGACACGCUACACGUUCAUAUGGCGCCCCUUUGGCGUCACAGCCCAGUGCAAUGGAUUCAACAACCGACAUGACAACCGGUUACAGGGAUUAUGAUCAUGGGUAUUCCGAUCACGAUCAUAUAACGCCAAACGAUACUUGGAUGGAGAAGGGGACCUCCACCGGUAGCAGCAAGAAGAAAUGGGUUGUUAUUGGAGGACUUCUUGGACUUCUAGCCUUGAUCGCAGUUGGUGUUGCCCUGGGCGUCACGCUGUCCAAGAAGAGCUCGAGUUCUAGUUCAAGCAGCAGCUCCAAAUCUUCGAGCUCCGACCCUAGUAAUUUCUCAAAAGAUGCCAAUCUCAAGCAAUCGUUCUAUGGUAUCGCCUAUACCCCUGCUGGUUCGCAGUUACCCGACUGCGGUAACUCGCUUGAUGAUGUGAUUUCGGACAUUCAGCUAAUGUCCCAGUUGACGACGCGUGUCCGUCUUUAUGGUGCCGAUUGCAACCAAUCGGCAUUGGUGCUGGAAGCUAUAGAACAGACAAAAGUCAACAUGACGGUCUUUCUGGCCAACUAUCCCGUUUCAACCGAUAACGAUACGGCGUACGAUCGUCAAAAAGCACUUAUCAAGUCGGCGAUACAGACUUACGGGACAGACCACAUUGGUGGAGUCACCGUUGGUAACGAGUACAUUUUGAAUUAUCUUAAUGCUAAUGGUGCCACUGAUCCUAAUGGCGCUGUUGGAAACAAAGGCGGUGAAUUGCUGAUUGCCAAUAUCAACGAUACACGGUCCAUGCUAAGCGACCUUGGAGCGGACUUGCCGGUCGGGACUGCUGAUGCCGGUAGUUAUUUUAAUGAUCUCGUGUUGGAGCAAGUGGACUACGGCAUGGCAAAUGUUCAUCCAUGGUUCGCCAAUGUCAGCAUCGAUCAAGCUGCGGGUUGGACUUGGGAGUUCUUUGAGACCAAUGACGUGAACCUGGCGUCCAGUCUAAGCAACACCCCGCAGAUGUAUGUCGCUGAAACUGGUUGGCCAACGGCGUCUUCUGACACGGCCGACGAAUCCAAUGGACCCUCAACGGCAUCUGUUGCAAACCUUCAGACUUUCCUCGAUACAUACAUCUGCGAAGCAAAUACUAAUGGAACUAAGUACUUCUUCUUUGAAUUCUUCGAUGAAAAGUGGAAGGACGAGGAAUACGGCGGCGUAGAGGGUUGGUGGGGCCUAUUCAAUGCCAAGUAAGCUUCGCAGCUCUAUUGUCAUUUGUCACAGUGCUCAGACAGCUUCUAGCCGAACGCUGAAAGCUGGAAUCACAAUACCCGACUGUGUUCUGUCGUAAAUAUGCUGUCGCUGGGUUUGCUGAUUUAUUAGGGAUCUGACGUUUAUUCUAAUAUAAGUAUCUCUGAUACCGUAUUGUAUACAUGGACCAUUCGAGGAUCUGGACUAUAUUUUCCCCUUUUCGCUUAUAUGAUUCGUUCCCUACUGUAUCCGUAGUGUUGUCUAUGUCCUCGUCUAGUACCAAUGCACUUGGACAUGGGGUUAUUGG